AUGGCUUCUUCUUUCAUAAUAACCGUAACCGUUUUCAUCACCACCGUCAUAAUCGCCGUGAACGGUUGUUCUCCGUCUGACAGAUCAUCACUCUUAGCCUUCAAGGCGGCACUCAAGGAGCCCAACCACGGCAUCUUCAACUCAUGGUCCGGCGAAAACUGUUGCGGUAACUGGUACGGCGUCAGCUGCGACUCCACCACCGGCCGUGUCACUGACAUCAACCUCCGUGGCGAGUCAGAGGAUCCAAUCUUAUCCGGACGCUCCGGCUACAUGACCGGAAAAAUAUCACCGGAGAUCUGCAAGAUCGACCGCCUCACCACUCUUGUCGUCGCCGACUGGAAAUCCAUUUCCGGAGAGGUUCCUCAAUGUGUAACCUCCCUCUCUAACCUCCGCAUCCUUGACGUAAUCGGAAACAAACUCACCGGCAAAAUUCCUUCCGACAUCGGAAAACUACAACGCCUCACCGUUCUUAACCUCGCCGAUAAUUCAAUCUCGGGCGAGAUUCCGUCCUCGAUUGUCGAUCUCACUUCUCUCAAACAUCUCGAUUUAAGCAACAACGUUCUCACCGGAACAAUUCCCGCUAACUUCGGAAAACUCCAAAUGCUAAGCCGCGCAUUGCUGAGCCGGAACCGACUCAGCGGUUCAAUUCCGGUUUCAAUUUCAAAAAUCUACCGGCUCGCUGAUUUGGAUUUGUCGACGAACCGGUUAACCGGUUCAGUUCCUGCCGAACUCGGCAAAAUGCCGGUUCUAUCAACUUUAAAUUUGGAUAGUAAUUUACUUUCGGGUCAAAUACCUUCGAGUUUGUUAAGUAACUCGGGUUUGGGUAUAGUAAACCUAAGUCAUAACGGGUUUUCGGGUACCAUACCCGAUGUUUUCUGCCCGAAAUCCUAUUUUAUGGUUUUGGAUAUGUCGUUUAACAAUUUGAACGGGCGGGUACCCGGUUCGUUAUCGUCGUCGAAAUAUAUCGGGCAUUUUGAUCUUAGCCAUAACCAUUUGUGUGGACCUAUACCAUUGGGUUUGGGUUCAACCUUUGAUCAUAUUGAAGCGUCGUCGUUUAAUAACAAUGAUUGUCUGUGUGGAAACCCAUUGAAGACUUGUUAA
Messenger RNA from Vicia faba (fava bean), 1101 nucleotides. The record is from the annotation of a GenBank genome assembly. Lineage: Eukaryota; Viridiplantae; Streptophyta; Magnoliopsida; Fabales; Fabaceae.